UUCCCCCGGUUCCGGCGCGCUAGAGGCCCCGGGUGGUGAACGAGACUCCGGCACCAUGUCUGGUUUGUCUGGCCCACUAUCCUGGCCUGGCCCUCUCCUGUCCGCCUUGCUCCUUCUGUUCCUUCUCGGCCCCAGCUCGGUCCUCGGCAUCUCCUUCCAUCUACCCGUGAACUCUCGGAAGUGUCUCCGCGAGGAGAUCCACAAAGACUUGCUGGUGACGGGCGCGUACGAGAUCACCGACCAGUCUGGGGGCGCUGGCGGCCUGCGCACCCACCUCAAGAUCACAGAUUCUGCUGGCCAUAUUCUGUAUGCCAAAGAGGAUGCAACUAAAGGGAAGUUUGCCUUUACCACAGAAGACUAUGACAUGUUUGAAGUAUGCUUUGAGAGCAAGGGAACAGGGCGGAUACCUGACCAACUCGUGAUUCUAGACAUGAAGCAUGGAGUAGAGGCGAAAAAUUAUGAAGAGAUCGCAAAAGUUGAGAAACUCAAACCACUGGAAGUGGAGCUACGGCGGCUCGAGGACCUUUCAGAGUCCAUUGUUAACGACUUUGCCUACAUGAAGAAGCGGGAAGAGGAGAUGAGGGACACCAACGAGUCCACAAACACCCGGGUCCUGUACUUCAGCAUCUUUUCCAUGUUCUGCCUCAUUGGACUAGCCACCUGGCAGGUCUUCUACCUGCGUCGCUUCUUCAAGGCCAAGAAGUUGAUAGAGUAAUGAGGCUCAGUCUCCUGUCCCCUGGAGCCAGCAGAACAUCGCUGGGCCGUGCCUGGCCUAGCCCAAGGCCAAGUUACUAACAGUAUAUCAAGGCGCAGCUGAGCAUCUUGCCAGAACUGAUCCUUCUGGUGUGGGAGAGCAUGGGCACCACCCACACCCAGCAAGUCAAUGAGGACUUUAAUGCAGUAGGAUUUGGACUGGUUUGCAACAAGAUUAUUAAAGUCGCCUAUAAAAAAAACAAAACAAAACAACAAACAGGGGUUACCUAGAUAACGCCAAAGCCAGCAUUCGUCCUGGGUCGCCUCACAGGAUCGGUUUGAGCUGUUUGCUUUUUCUCUCCCACUUGCUCACCGCCUUGGUCCUCCACUCUAGUUCUCCUCCAAGAUUUCUCUGACCUCGGUCAGCUCCUUCAUAUCAGUUGUCUCUUUGGUUUCCUUGUGAAACACCUUGAACUUCUCUUGGUCCUUAGAUGAAAUGUUUACAGAGCUUCUGGUGAUAUCCUUCAUAAUUUUAUGUCUUCUAAAAGGGUCAUGGGUGGGACACAAAACAAAGUGAGCUUUGAACUGUAGAUAAUCUCUUAAAAGAAAAUCUCAUUUUAGACCAUUAAAAUGUUUGUGCUCAACUGCUUGAAGUCCUGGUGUAUGUGUGUUUAGUUCUGUCCAGUUAUCACUCGUAGGUCCUGUCGGUCAUCUCAGGUAGAGUAGCUCCAUCACAUGGCUGUUGUAGCUGGCCACUCCCUUCUUCACCCCAGGCUCUGGCUCCCUAAUCUGCUCACUGGUUCUGAACCUUUGUAACUCUGUUAUGUAAAUGGGUCAUCAAGAGUGCAACCUUUGGAGGUUGACUUUCUCCACUCAGCAUAAUUCCCAGGAGGUGCCCCUCAAAGGUGUUGCACACUGAUUUUCCUCCAGGUUAUGGAUGGUACUGCAAUGUGCUUAAAGGGCAUAUGGGUGGGUCUGGUGAUUUGGCCCUUAACCACUAAAGUUCUUAUGUGAAUGUAGGUCUUCAUCACUCUGGGAUAGAUGCUAAAGAGGGCAAUUGCUAUGCUGUGUGGGAAGCACACACGGUUCUAAAUGAAGCCUCCUGCCCUUGUCUAGAGUGGCUAGAGCAUGCUACAUGUCCACAUUCUCCUUAAUCUUUAUCAUUGUUAUUUUAACUUAGCCCCUUGAAUAGGUGCCUGUAAUGUCUCAUUAUGGUUUUAAUUUGCAUUCUCCUAAUGGCAGAUGGUGUUGAGCAUCCUUUCUUGUGCUUGUCAUUCGCCAUCUGUACAUUCUUGUCGGUGAAAUGUCUGUUGGUGGCUUUUGCCCAUUUUCUACAUGAUCAUUUGUUCACUUCACCGCUGAGUUCUGUGUGUGUCCUCUUGGACUUUUGGGUAGUUGCUUGAACUUUUCACAUAACUUCUACCAGGAAGAAUGAGUAAAUUUUACCAGCCCUUCAUGUACAGCCAAUCACUGAUCUAAUUCCUGUUCUUCAGUGUUGUCUCAGAGACGUGGACAUAAAGGGUUUAACUUGGACAUCUGGGAAAGUCACAGAUAGUAAAUACUUGAAAAUAUUUGUUGUAAAAACAAAGCCAAGGUUCACUUGGUGGGAGUUUUAGGUAUCUCAAAGUAGUUCUGGGAGUGUACCUCAGGUAGGUAGGUAGAGUGCCUACCUAACACAUGGAAGGCUGUGCACCUGAUUGCCUGCACUGGGGGGGAAAGUAAGUACAAAUGCUUGUAAACACGAGAAAUACUCAUUCAUGACUUAAGGUCUUUCCUACUUCUCCUGGGAAAGUGGGUAAUCUUUUAACCCUGCUGACCUGUUGUUACAGGGAUUGUCUUAAUUGCAGUCCUGAGAAUUACAGGACUUAGACCCAUGUUGCUUACAGUAAAGAAGUGAAAUAUUGAAGUUAUCAGAGAACACUGUUAAGAUGACCUGGAUGAAGUACGAAGGUGAACAGGAAUGCUUUAUGUGGUUAAGUAUCAGGCUGUUCUGUUAAGGUUCCAGUUACUAUACACUCAAAAGUCUUUGUCUUAGGACUUCCAUAAACGCCUGCAUGGCAUCAAGUGUUCUCUGGUACAACAGUGCCAUCUGCUGUUGAAAAAUGAUAGGUCUCACUUCUAAGAUCUUAGCAUGCAAGUCCUCACCAUGGCACCAGCAGAUGGUCAGAAAUCUGUAACAUCCAUAUAUCAAGUGACAGAAGAACAAUUUAAGUAUGAAAAGAAUAAACAAUAAGAGAAUAAACUUUUGGGUCAAAACCAUAUGUAGACUUUUAAAUGCAAAACCAUGGUGUGUACCAUUAGCCUAACACGAGACUCCUAUUUUCUGACUUGUGCCUUCCCCUCUUUUAGGAGCAAAGACAACCACUCUACUAAUUUUCUGUUUUCUGUCCUGGAAAAUGUCAAUUUUUCAGAGAGGAGAAAAAUAGAGCAUUUUGUCCAUGGUUUUGUUUCCAAGCUCUUGUAAACAAGAACAUCUGUAAACAUAAGCUUUGUAGAACUGAAAUUAUUUCAAGUCCUUUCGUUUGUUUUAAUUCAUGCCAAAAACAACCAACUUGGACAUUGUGCUUGAAGAGCAUUUAUUUGCCUUUGACAGUAGGCUUGCACAAAUGCACAUCAGCUUUAUAAACAGGUUAUUACCUGCUUCCUUUCAUUUUCAGCAUAUUCAAAAUAAUCUGAGAAUAAGACAGUUUCAAUAAACCUUGUUCCGUACCAUUGUCAUGACCCCCACCCCCACCCCCGUCAGAGCCAUCUUCUGUUGUUAAUGGGAAGAGGCAUGUGGGGUUUAUACAGGCUCACCUGUUGGGAGAUUUUUGUGUAAACUUUCACAAAUAAAGGCUAGUAGAAACCA
Molecule: messenger RNA, 3541 nt
Organism: Rattus rattus (black rat)
Lineage: Eukaryota; Metazoa; Chordata; Mammalia; Rodentia; Muridae
Gene: Tmed10
Product: transmembrane p24 trafficking protein 10
Exons: 5
Coding region: 56-715 (219 amino acids)
Biological process (GO): endoplasmic reticulum to Golgi vesicle-mediated transport; Golgi organization; intracellular protein transport
Cellular component (GO): endoplasmic reticulum; COPI-coated vesicle; COPII-coated ER to Golgi transport vesicle
Source: RefSeq, a predicted model, not a curated record